UCAAACUCAUGUUGAAAUAUAAAUUUUUGUGCGCCAUUUCAACCCAAUACAAUAGACAACGAUGUACAUGCGUUCUUUCGAAGAGGCCAAGUGCCAAAUUUGCAAGCGAAUCUUCUGUUGCGCCACUUGCCGCCAAAAGCAUCAAUUUGAAGCGCACGCCAUUGCUGUGGCUCAGCGCACUAAAAUAGUUAGCUCUUGCAAUGAAAUCGCCAAUGCAGCCGCACCUGUAAGCGCAAUCGUCUAUGUUUUCUGCCCGAUAUGUGAACAGAAGCCGCUUGCGCUGCAUGAGGAAAUGUACGCCGAGUUGAUGGCUCAUAUCGAGAGCGUGCAUUUACCGCUGCGCUGUCGCAAAUGCCAACGAAACUACACGAGAAUCGAGGAUUUGCGUGAGUUCACCAAGUGUGUGAAUGUUGGCCAGGAUUGCAGCGCGGCUAGUUCGGUGCAGAAUCAGAGCUGCGACACGGGCGCUUUAAAGGUAACGUUGAAAAGGGCAAACGUCGCCGCCAGCUCAAUAUCGACACAAACGUCGCCCAGCAUAGCCAAAGGCAUGCAAGGAUCUCAGCAGCAACUACUGCUGCAAUUGCAGCCGCAGGAGGACCAGCAACAUCACACAAACCUAACGCCGAUAUCGUUAUUCAAUCUUCGUUGGAAAGCCAAGAGUCGAUUGACUCAGGAGGAACUUAACAGCGACAGCGUCUCCUCGAUACGCAAUCUGUCCUCGGAUAGCGUUAACCUGUCGGUACAGCAACGUCGCAGCAUUGGACUGCUGACCGCAUUGCCCGAAAAGGGCAAAGUAAUACGGUCGACGUCAACGCCAUUGGCGGUGGAAACCAUGUUCGCUAAGCCCAAGGAUACGCUCACCUUUAAUGGGUCUGCCGUUGGUGGCGCUCACAUGUCCAGCAUCUAUCACAGCGGCUAUGUGCUGGAUGAGCAAAACCCGGUUCCCGCACCGCCGGACAGCAAUCAGCCGCACCAGCAACAGCAGCAGCGUGCCUGGAAGAUAGGUGGCCGCCGCAAAAUUAGUGGCGCGACCCCACUGCGUCAGGUCAUGUCAAGAAGCAUACAGAAGGCCUUCGUGGAGCAUGGCGUGGGCAUUUUGGCCACAGGACAUGGGGCACAACGGCGCAUGCGUCUAGAUCUGAGCGAGAACAACCCAUCAGAGUCGGCACUGGCAUUGGAUCUUCGCAUCUCACCGGUGGUGCGACGUUCGCAGAGCGUAGAGGAAAGUGUCGUGGCCAAUCAGGCUGGCGGCUCUUUGAGCCCGGUUGAGCCAUACCAGAUAGUGCUGUCGGCCCAAAAGCUAACCACUGAAUCAAUUAUCAUAACACGCACACAGCAUUGCGCCAAAAGUGGCUCAUUGGCUGCAUCUGCCUCAAGCGCCAGUACCAGCACCGUUUUCAAUUCAUGCGAGAGUGUCGAGAUCAUCGCAUCAGCAACCGGCGAUGUAGGUGCCAAUGUGGCGGUGCCACCAAUAACGCCCAUUACCCGCAUCCCCGGUGCCAUUAUAAACAAGAAGCUUAUUAAGUUUGAGACACCACAAAAGCUGCAUGAUGCCACGCAAUCAACCCCAGAUGAGGAGAUCUUCUAUACACCUAAUCCGAGCACUUCCUCAGCAGCGGCAGCAGCUGAUCAGACUUUCAGCAGUAAUGAGCAACGUCGACAGCAGAUUGUGCCGCGACAGCUAAGUGGUGAAUUCGCGACGCAAUCGAAGAUGACUCAGCCACAGGGACCGCGGGCGCGUCCCCCAUUGCGUGCGUACCGCACACACAAUUCCUUCAGCUCCGUGGAGGAUCUUAUCAGUGACGAUGAGGACGAGGUGUUUUUGCCAAACAGUGCGUCCACGCAUAAUGACAGGAAGCACACAGCGACAGGAGAAACAGAAUUAGGUGGCCAAUCGGAGCCUGGACGACUCUGGUCCCUGAUGUCGUCAGUCCUUCGCUUGCCCUUGGCCCUAAGAACAGAUCAGACAGCAGCAAUCAGGAACAGUAGCGGUAGCGAUGACAAAGAAAACACCGCUACUGCUUCGACGUCCAGCACUGGGUCUCUGAUCAGGCGUUGUGCCUCCAUUGCUGGCUCACUGGUGCGCACCAUGCAAGCUCACGAUGAUGGGGACAUGCAGACCUUGAAACGCAAACGAACUCAAACGCUGGAUUAUCAGUAUUGUACGCAAAUGUCGCCCUCAUCCAGUUCGUCAAAGCGUUUUCGCAUUCAGCCCAGGCAACCGGUCAAGCGCAUGCGCAACACUUAGUUACAUGCAUAUAUGGUUAUAUUGUUAUUUUAAAUUUUAUUAUUUGUAUUUGUCUUCUUUUAAUAAUAAAACUAAGCUUAAA
Drosophila grimshawi is the source of this 2330-nucleotide messenger RNA. It is a transcript of the gene fs(1)Ya, whose product is annotated as mitosis initiation protein fs(1)Ya. The transcript has 2 exons. The coding region runs from base 62 to 2248 and encodes 728 amino acids. The record is from RefSeq and is a predicted model, not a curated record. Lineage: Eukaryota; Metazoa; Arthropoda; Insecta; Diptera; Drosophilidae.